Molecule: messenger RNA, 780 nt
Organism: Fukomys damarensis (Damara mole-rat)
Lineage: Eukaryota; Metazoa; Chordata; Mammalia; Rodentia; Bathyergidae
Product: nucleoporin p54-like
Biological process (GO): nuclear pore organization; protein localization to nuclear inner membrane; NLS-bearing protein import into nucleus
Cellular component (GO): nuclear pore; nuclear pore central transport channel
Molecular function (GO): structural constituent of nuclear pore
Source: RefSeq, a predicted model, not a curated record
AUGGGACUUCGAAGCGACUACAUCCUGCUCAUAGAGAAUGAAAAGGCUAUUGUACAAGCCAAUAUAAAAACACAACUACAGCAACUUGGUGUGACCCUUUCUAUGAUUAGAACAAAACUUUCUCCUACACAGAUCAAGCAGCUUUUACAGAAUCCUCUUGCUUGUGUUGAUCCUAUUAUUUGGGAACAAGCCAAGGUGUAUAACCUUCAUUCUGAAAAGUUAAUUCCUGUACCUAUGGUGGGCUUUAAAGAACUUCUCCGAAGACUGAAAGUUCAAGAUCAGAUGACUAAGCAGCAUCAGACCAGAUUAGAUAUCAUAUCUGAAGAUAUUAGUGAGCUACAACAGAAUCAAACUAGAAGUAUGGUCAAAAUUGCACAGUACAAGAGGAAACUCAUGGGUCUUUCCCAUAGAACCUUACAGGUCUUAAUCAAACAGGAAAUUCAAAGGAAAAGUGGUUAUGAGAUUCAAGCUGAUGAAGACCAAUUGCAAGUUCAGCUGGAUACAAUUCAGUCUGAAUUAAAUGCACCUACUCAGUUCAAGGGCCAACUAAAUGAACUGAUGUCCCAAAUCAGGAUGCAGAACCAUUUUGGAGCAGUCAGAUCUGAAGAAAGAUAUUAUAUAGAUGCAGAUCUGUUACAUGAAAUCAAACAGCAUUUGAAACAACAACAGGAAGGCCUUAGCCACUUGAUUAGCAUUAUAAAAGAUGAUCUAGAAGAUAUAAAGUUUGUAGAAGAUGGAUUGAAUGAAACUGUCCAUAUCAGAGGUGGUGUCUUUAGUUGA